UGUUCCUCUUCUCCUCCUCGAUCUUUGGCACCGCGUGGCCAGUGCCAAGCUAAGAACUCCAUCUUUCUCAAUCACCAAGAACUCUCUUCUCCAUCCCUUCCAUCCUCCAAAUUCCCAUACCAUCUCAUCGGUUGCCUCCAAGAAGCUGAGGUUUGCUAAGACUCGUUCUUGGAAGUCUUGGAUUGUGGUGACAAUGAUGGCCAUGGGGUACUUCAGGGCGCCGAGGCGGCUGUACGGGAGGAAGCCGGAGAGAGGGCAGCACCGGGAGAGCCUGAGCGCUGCCCUGCUCGUCGACGAAGGCGAGGCAGCGGCCGCGGCGGGCGCGGUGCCCAAGGGGUACUUCGCCGUGUACAUCGGCGCGGAGGCGCGGCGGUUCGUGGUGCCGACGAGCUACCUCAGCCAGCCGGCGUUCCGGGAGCUGAUGGAGCGCGCCGCGGAGGAGUUUGGCUUCGACCAGGCCGGCGGGCUCCGCAUCCCCUGCCGCGAGGAGGAUUUCCAGGCCACGGUCGCCGCGCUCGAGGAGUCGAGGCGCCGCGGCGGCGGCCGCCGGACCAACGCGGUGGGUUCGUUGCAGCUAAUUUAAUUUCAUCGAUGUAGCCAAUAUGCAUAGAUGCAUGUAGAUCAUCAUGGAAAUUGCAGGAAUAUAGAAGAGCGAGAAAUUCUUUGGUUCUUUGGUAUGAUGCGGUUGUUGAGCUGCUGUAGACAGAAUUUAUGGGAUGAGUAACACGCUGUUUUUUUUGUCUAAUUAAAUUACAUUACAAAAAUGACAUGAUGAGGAUGAAACAAGAAUUUGCAUCCUCUUAUUCCUCUGGUUAAUCAAAAGAUUUCAUCUUCAGUAUGUACAGGAAGAAUGAACAUUAUUUCAGUCAGAUGUUGUGCGGCGGCAUCUCAGUUCCAUGCGAAUGUCAAUGGGUGACCAGAAGAAUGAAAUCCAUGGAAGUUCUGUGCUGUGAGCAAUAAUACUUCUCGAGCUUGGAAUCAGUGCAUGUGGUCAUGUGGAUCAUCUGAAAGAGAUUAUUCUGGACUCCGAAGCGAAGCAUGAUAGAUGGCGCAUGCAUGUGGGAUCAUGGGUUAGAGGCUAGAUUCAUUUCUCCACACCGCAAGAAAGGAAAAAAAUGCCUUUCACUCUCUGUUCGAAAAUCAUCCCUCUCGAAGAUUAGUUCUAUGGAAUGAAGGCACUGAUGAUUAACUU
This is a messenger RNA of Panicum virgatum (switchgrass), 1192 nucleotides long. Its product is annotated as auxin-induced protein 15A-like. Lineage: Eukaryota; Viridiplantae; Streptophyta; Magnoliopsida; Poales; Poaceae. The coding region runs from base 194 to 583 and encodes 129 amino acids. Gene Ontology annotation, biological process: response to auxin. The transcript has a single exon. The record is from RefSeq and is a predicted model, not a curated record.